ACGAACAGUGAGAAGAAAGAAGAAAAGCUUUUUCUUCUUCUCCUUCUUCUUCUUCUCGCUUAUUUGAAACCAACUCCCACCAUUUUUGUUUAUGUUCUAAGCUUACAGCAAGAAAGCUUCACUUCCAGUCACUCCUUCAUCUCUGGUUUUUGACGUCUCGAUGCCGUGUUAGGGUUUUCGGCCUUCCCUCGAUUUUCUGGAAUUUUGAGAUUUCGAUUCUGUUUCUGCUGCUCUAUUUCUUCGAAGAAUCUGGAAUUUGCGUACUGUUAGGUUUGGUUUUUUCGUUUUUGUAGUGGAUCAAACGUCUGAGAUAUGCUUUGAUUCUUUCGAUUCUGGUUCUGAUGUCUAUGAACAAUAUGAACAAUAAUAACCCACCGAAGAGCCUUGGAGGGGUUUCUUCGUCGCCUUUUGGAAAUUCUGGGAUAAUUCCGCCAUCUAUGGCUGCAAAUUCCUCAUUUCCACAGCCGCAAGCUCAAUCUCAAUUAGGAGCUGGGUUUCAAACUCCAUUUCAGCUAACCCCUGCUCAGGCUUUGGCCCAAGCUCAGUUGAAGGCUCAUGCCCAAGCUCAAGCACAAGCAGCUCACGCCCAGUUUCAAGCUCAUUUACAAGCACAAGGGCUAUCCCUAACUCAGAGCCAGGGUAUUGGUGGUGGGAACAUGGGUUCUCCUUUGCAGGGGUUUUCCACACCUGGCCUUGCAGGUGUGAAGCGAAUUCCUCAAAAGCCACCGGUUCGACCGCCUAUUCUUUCCCCUGCUACCCCGUUUUCGCCGUUGAGAACAAUGGAACUCACCCCUGCUGCUCGGAAAAAGAAGCAGAAACUACCUGAGAAGCAGCUUCAAGAAAAAGUUGCUGCUAUCUUACCAGAGUCUGCUCUCUACACUCAGCUGCUUGAGUUCGAGUCUCGUGUCGAUGCUGCACUUGCAAGAAAGAAAGUUGAUAUCCAUGAAGCACUUAAAAACCCGCCUUGCAUUCAGAAAACUCUUCGGAUUUAUGUCUUCAACACAUCUGCAAAUCAAGUUAACACAAUUCCCCGAAAACCAAAUGCUGAUCCUCCUACCUGGACCCUUAAGAUAAUAGGUAGGAUUUUGGAAGAUGGGAUCGAUCCGGAUCAUCCCGGGGUGGUACAAAGAUCAAAUCCUUUGUACCCAAAAUUUUCAGCUUUCUUCAAGAGAGUAACCAUUUCCUUGGACCAGAGGUUAUAUCCAGAUAGUCAUAUCAUAGUAUGGGAAAACGCUCGGUCGCCUGCACCGAAUGAGGGCUUUGAGGUGAAGAGAAAAGGGGAUAAAGAAUUUUCGGUCAACAUUCGAUUAGAAAUGAAUUAUAUUCCAGAGAAGUUCAAGCUAUCGCCUGCUUUAAUGGAAGUUCUUGGUAUUGAAGUCGAUACUCGCCCGAGAAUAAUAGCUGCAAUCUGGCAUUAUGUAAAGGCUAGGAAACUUCAGAAUCCCAACGAUCCGUCUAUCUUUCAUUGUGAUCAACCUCUUCAGAAGGUAUUUGGGGAAGACAAGAUGAAAUUCACCAUGGUUUCACAGAGAAUAUCACAACAUUUGUUCCCUCCGCAGCCUAUACAUUUGGAGCAUAAGAUUAAGCUUUCAGGGAAUAGUCCAGUGGGUACAGCAUGUUAUGAUGUGUUGGUUGAUGUGCCUUUUCCAAUUCACAGGGAAUUGUCUGCUCUUUUAGCCAAUGCAGAGAAGAACAAGGAGAUCAAUGCGUGUGACGAAGCAAUAUGUACAGCUAUAAGAAAAAUUCAUGAGCAUCGACGAAGACGAGCAUUUUUCCUUGGGUUCAGUCAGUCACCGGUGGAGUUUAUUGAUGCCCUGAUUGAUUCUCAAAGCAAGGAUCUUAAACUUCUUGCAGGUGAAGGUAGCCGAAAUCCUGAAAAGGAGCGCCGGUCGGAUUUCUUCCAUCAACCAUGGGUUGAAGAUGCUGUCAUCCGGUACAUAAAUCAAAAGCCAACUGCAGGAAGCGACGCACCUGGAAGUACAUGACUGUGAUCGUGUUGAGCUGCUAUCGACGAUUGCCAUUUUUAGAUACCUGUAUGACCGACACCCUUUAGUUUAUUAGUGAACACCCGAUCAUUGCGAACGCUUCCUUGACGCAUAUGGUAUGUGAAUUCCGAAAAUCAUGCUCCUUAGUUCAAAAGGGCAUUGAUGAAAAUGCUUCAUGAACAACAUAUGGUUUCUUCAGUCAUUUUCUUAGA
Cucurbita moschata (crookneck pumpkin) is the source of this 2197-nucleotide messenger RNA. Its product is annotated as SWI/SNF complex component SNF12 homolog. NCBI's taxonomy places the organism in Eukaryota, Viridiplantae, Streptophyta, Magnoliopsida, Cucurbitales, Cucurbitaceae. Gene Ontology annotation, biological process: regulation of transcription by RNA polymerase II. Bases 342 to 1985 code for a protein of 547 amino acids. The transcript is spliced from 3 exons. The record is from RefSeq and is a predicted model, not a curated record. Gene Ontology annotation, cellular component: SWI/SNF complex; nucleus.